Molecule: messenger RNA, 1767 nt
Organism: Neltuma alba
Lineage: Eukaryota; Viridiplantae; Streptophyta; Magnoliopsida; Fabales; Fabaceae
Product: serine carboxypeptidase-like 31
Exons: 10
Coding region: 3-1475 (490 amino acids)
Biological process (GO): proteolysis
Cellular component (GO): vacuole
Molecular function (GO): serine-type carboxypeptidase activity
Source: RefSeq, a predicted model, not a curated record
GUAUGGAUACUCCAUUAAAAAUGAAAAUUUUCUGCAGAUUGGCUCUUGUACUUGUUCUAUUAUGUGCGAAGCCUGUUGUAUCUUCGAGACACAGGCAAUAUUAUAAGGGUGGUCAUGGGAGGAAACUGAGUUCUGGGGUUAGUAAUGAAGAUCUUGUGACCGACUUGCCUGGUCAGCCUCAUGCAGAUUUCAGGCACUUUGCUGGCUAUGUCACAGUGAAUGAAACUAACGGAAGAGCACUCUUUUACUGGUUUUAUGAGGCCAUCACGAAUCCUCAAGAAAAACCCUUGGUGCUUUGGCUUAAUGGAGGUCCUGGGUGCUCUUCAGUGGGAUAUGGAGCAACACAGGAGAUUGGUCCUUUUUUGGUGGACACUAAUGGGCAGGGUCUUAGAUUUAAUAACUUCUCAUGGAACAGAGAAGCCAAUGUUUUAUUCUUGGAAUCUCCUGUUGGUGUCGGCUUUUCCUACUCAAACACAACCAGCGAUUAUGAACAUAUUGGAGAUGACUUCACAGCUAACGAUGCUUACAAUUUUCUGCACAAGUGGUUUCUCAAGUUUCCAUCUUACAGAACCAGGACAUUUUACAUAGCAGGAGAGAGUUAUGCAGGGAAGUAUGUACCUGAGCUUGCUGAGCUCAUCGUUGAUAGGAACAAGGACCCUUACCUUCACAUUGAUCUUAAGGGUAUCCUGCUUGGGAAUCCGGAAACAUCUGAUGCUGAGGACUGGAUGGGUAUUGUGGAUUAUGCUUGGAGCCACGCUGUGGUUUCUGAUGAAACUUACGUUCUAAUCAGAGAAAGCUGUGACUUCAAAAGUAGUGACCCAUGGAAGAACAAAACCUGUUGUGAUGCUGUGGAUGAAGUUUUCUCACAGUACGGCAAGAUUGACAUCUAUAGCAUAUAUACCUCUGUCUGCUUUGCCAGUACUGCUCGCUCCAAUGAUGAUCAAUCCCUCCAAGGCCGACAACGCGUCAUGAAAUAUAAACGUUCGUCCAAAAUGAUGCCUAGGAUCAUGGGUGGUUACGAUCCAUGUCUGGAUGAUUAUGCGAGAACUUUCUAUAACAGACCGGAUGUUCAGAAGGCACUUCAUGCCAGUGAUGGUCACAGUCUUAAGAAUUGGAGCAUUUGCAAUGACAAGAUGUUCAACGGCUGGGGAGAUUCAAAGCCAUCUAUGAUCCCUAUUUACAAGAAGCUUAUCUCGGCAGGACUUAGAAUCUGGGUUUACAGUGGAGACACAGAUGGGAGAGUGCCAGUGCUGUCCACAAGAUACAGCUUAAGCACUCUGAAUUUGCGUAUCACCAAGCCAUGGACACCAUGGUAUCACGAGAACGAGGUAAGCGGGUGGUUUCAAGAGCACGAGGGGCUGACAUUUGCAACGUUUCGAGGAGCGGGACAUGCAGUGCCUUGCUUCAAACCAAGCAAUUCACUCGCACUCUUCUCUUCCUUUCUGCUUGGACAAUCACCACCUUCUACUAAAUAACACUCUCUCUACAAUGUUUCAUAUUAUAUAUAUAUAUAUAUAUAUAUGGGGUUUUGUAACUUCAUAUAAAGAAGAUUUUGGCCCUAUUAUAUAUAUAUAUAUAUAUAUAUAUAUAAAAGUAGCACUAGCAUGCUAGCUAGUAGGACGUCUUGUGUAUCCUAUAUAUAUGAAGAGCGACAAAACCAAAUAUAAUAAGUGUCCCCAUAAAAUCAAUGUGGUAUAUAGUUUUUGUUAUUUCCUCGAUGGGAGACAAAAAUUGAAUGGUUAUAUAUAUAGCCAGCUGUUUGGUAAU